CAAAACCAAAUUGGCUCUCGCUAGGACCUGGAGGAGCGCCGGUGGGUGUUCCAGACGUGACAGAGUGGAGCACGAGCACGGAAGUCACAUUUCUGGUGAUGGCUCAGCAGGCCGGGGCUGGGCGCAGGUAUAUCCGGGCGUUUGUGAGCGGCUUCUUCGUGGCAGUGCCCGUCACUGUCACUGUUCUGGACCGCUUUGCCUAUGUAGCACGAGUAGAAGGAGCCUCAAUGCAGCCCUCCCUGAAUCCUGAGGGGAAUGUGACAGGGUCUGACGUGGUGCUCCUGAACCGCUGGAGUGUGAGGAACUACCAAGUACGACGAGGUGACAUCGUAUCAGUCCUGGCAACUAAACGGGCUGAAGUCAGCAGAGGCAAACGCAUAGAUGCAUACCCUACUGUACACACAGUGGCGAGGUCUCCCAAGAACCCCCAGCAGAAGAUCAUCAAGCGAGUCAUAGCACUUGAGGGAGACUUCAUCAAGACGCUUGGCUAUAAGAACCGCUAUCUCAGGGUCCCUGAUGGCCACUUUUGGAUCGAGGGGGACCAUCACGGCCACAGUCUGGACAGCAACAGCUUUGGACCGGUGUCUCUGGGGUUGGUCCAUGGCCGUGCCUCCCACAUCAUCUGGCCGCCCAAUCGGUGGCAGAGGAUCGAGCCGUCCCUCCCCCCUGAGCGGAAGCCCUUGUUGAACUGGCACGGGGACACAACAGAGGAGGAGGACUGAGGAGAGGCCUGCUCAUGGCUGUAUACAUACUGUACCUACCUACACACUCUCUCUCUCUAUCAUACAGUACAUGUGAAAAUGUCAUAGUCCUCUGAUGUGGCACAGUUAUGACAUCUCUUUGUUGUUGAGAAGCUGAACAUGUCAAUGGAUCAGAUACCCAUUACCCAUACAGUUGCGGCCAAAUAUAUUGGCACCCUUGCACUUUUCUUAAAUAAUUGCCUAUUUCUUCUACAAUAAGUUGAAAUAGAAAAAGAAAGUUUGGUUUCCAAACCUUGUUAUUGGAUUUUCAACAUUGCAGAACCAAUUACAUGUUUGUAAAUGUAAGUUUAACAUUUUAUUUAAAACAUAAAGACAAAUGGCAUGGAUACAAUCGGCACCCCGGAGCUAGUACUUGGUUGCACAGCCUUUGUCCAAGGUAACUGCCAAGAAAUGCUUCUUGUAGCCAUCAUGAGCUUGCUGCACAUUUCUACUAUUUUCACCUCUCGCCAUAGGUUAUGGAUGUGAUUCAGAUCUGGACUCUUCACUGGCCACUCCAGAACAGUCCAGGGUGAUUUAUAUGUGUGUUGUUGUCCUACUGUGGAAGACAGUUUUUGGACACUGGGUUGAACAUUGCACUCCAAAACACCUUGAUAAUCUGCUGAUUUCAUGUCUUGCACACAUUCAAGGCGCCCAGUACCAGAGGCAGCAAAGCAACCCCACAGCAUCAUCGAACCUCCUCCAUAAUUGAUUUUAGUCGUUGGUAAACAUAGGAAGACCCCACUGCUGAAGGAGACACAAGUAAGCCUGAUUGAUUGAACUUCUCAGAAACCCACCUAAACAAGGCUAAAUCCUGGGGGAAAUGUUCUGUGGACCAUUUAAACAAAAUUAGAGCUCUUUGGCAAUACAGAUCAGCGCUCUGUUUACUGGCCUCCAAAUGAAGCGUUCAAUGAAAAGAACACCCUCCCUACAAUGAAAAAUAAUGGAGGUUUGAUAAUACUGUGGUGUUGUUUUGCUGCCUCUGGUACUGGGGACCUUGGCCAGCAAAAAGUCCAGAUCUGAAUUACAUCCAAAACCUAUGGCGAGCAGUUGGUACAGGGCACCCAUCAAAUAUUGAAUAAUUAGAGCAGUUUGCUGCUGAAAAGUGGGCCAAAUUGCCAAUAGAAAGGUGCAGAAAGCUUAUUGAUGGCUACAAGAAGCGUUUGUCUGCAGUUAUAUUGGCCAAAGGCUGUGCAACCAAGUACUAGCUCCGGGGUGCCAAUCAUUUUGUCCAUGCCAUUUGUCUUUGUUUUCUACAUUAAAAUUGUAAACUUAUGUUUACAAAAAUAAAAUUGGUUCUACAAUAUUGAAAAUCCAAUAAGUUGACCAAAAGUUUUUUUAAAUGUCAACUUAUUUGAGAAGAAAUAGGGAAUUAUUUAAGAAAAGUGCAAGGGUGCUAAUAUAUUUGGCCGCAACUGUAUGUCUCAGUGGCCAAUUGUAAAAAAAUGAAUAAAAAAUAACACAUUUUGCAACCAUGUAAUGUGAACAACUGAACGCUGAGAUAUAGAUUUGUGUGUUGUGUUGUCAGAUUUUCAGACUAGUGCAGUACCAUGUUAUUAUUUGUAUGGAAAGAUGAAAGUAAAACUGAUUGGGCUUUGAAGGAGCCUGUGGCAUGAAAGGCUGAUUGAAACUACCUUGAUUUAUACAUUAAACACUUGAUACAUGGACUUCA
Molecule: messenger RNA, 2409 nt
Organism: Coregonus clupeaformis (lake whitefish)
Lineage: Eukaryota; Metazoa; Chordata; Actinopteri; Salmoniformes; Salmonidae
Product: mitochondrial inner membrane protease subunit 2
Exons: 7
Coding region: 99-722 (207 amino acids)
Biological process (GO): mitochondrial respiratory chain complex assembly
Cellular component (GO): membrane; mitochondrial inner membrane peptidase complex
Molecular function (GO): serine-type endopeptidase activity
Source: RefSeq, a predicted model, not a curated record